Messenger RNA from Dromaius novaehollandiae (emu), 5144 nucleotides. It is a transcript of the gene CRPPA, whose product is annotated as CDP-L-ribitol pyrophosphorylase A. The record is from RefSeq and is a predicted model, not a curated record. The coding region runs from base 1296 to 2336 and encodes 346 amino acids. Gene Ontology annotation, molecular function: D-ribitol-5-phosphate cytidylyltransferase activity. Gene Ontology annotation, cellular component: cytosol. The transcript is spliced from 10 exons. Gene Ontology annotation, biological process: protein O-linked glycosylation via mannose; isoprenoid biosynthetic process. Lineage: Eukaryota; Metazoa; Chordata; Aves; Casuariiformes; Dromaiidae.
GGAAGGUGGUGAAAAGAGAUGGAACUGCCUACUUCUCCCGGAGCUCUGAACUCAUGGAAACUUGUAGAACAUCAAAAUUGGGACUCUUUUUCCAUUCCCACCCAGAGAGGCUUCCCUCGGGUCACUUGUUACAUUAUGAAAGCAAUAUUGCUUGUUUUCUUUAUUUAAUUUUCAACAGCAGCUAGUCACAAAGCUAAACACAUCAGUAAGCAAAACCUCUAAUCCAAAGCUUGUCACAGCUGUAGCUUCUGCCAAAAUGUCAUGGGAAUCUACAGAGAAAAAGAAUAAUAUCCUCAAUCAGUGUGUUAGAGACCUGGAAAAAAGCACAGAAUGAGGUUUGGGAAGGAAGUGAUAUUCACAGAAAAAUAAAACAUUACUCAUAAAAAUCUUUACUUCUUACUGCCAGUAAGUCCUAGAAGAAUAACAGUUCUUUGAGCAACAAUAUUACAUUUAUGUUCUAAAGCUGCAAAAAAAGUAGAUGACUGAGUUCUAAUGGUACAGUUUACCCAAGCAGAUGAUCCUAACUAGAUUGCGAGAGAAUCAAUCAAGUGCUUUCUCUCAGCUUUAGGAGUGUAGUAAUUGGUGCCAAUCCUCUCUUAGGCAGAACUUUCUGCCAUCUCUGUACUGACUUGGAUGGAGUGUAUGUGUAUGUGGAACUGGGAACAGAUGUAGUUUAAAGCUUGAAAUGACUUGUUUUCGUCUUGAUUCCUUUGACUCUGAAAGUGCAAAGGAGGUACCAUUUUCUUAUUUUGUGUAAAUGUAAGCACAGAAAAAUGUAAUAUUAUUGAGGAACUGCAGCUUGUCACAUCAUCUACCAUCCAGAAGUGGCAGAUUUCCUGUGUUUAGUUUGAUACUGUCUUCUGAUGUCUAUUGUUUACCUGCUCUAAUUGAAUAAAUCAUUAGCUCAUUAGCCUGUAAUAACUUCUCACUGGGUUUCUAGUUAUCUCACCUACUUCAGCUAUUUUUCAGCUUGGGGUUUUUGGUCUGGAAAAAAAUGUAGCAGCAUACAGACAGAAAUAUAUUGGCAAACCAAGAAUAUGCAGCUGCUUUGCAUGUGCCUUUUAAACAUGACGAGAUAAAAGAUUUUCACGCUAUUCAACUGAAAGUAGUGAGAACCUUAAAUAUUGAUGUGGAAAACUGGCAGUCAAGAAGACAAGAGCAGACAUGAAUGAAUAAGCAGCAUAUCCUGUUGCCUAGGAUAACAGAAUGCAGAAGGUUGGCCUGCCAAUAACAAUCAAAGGAUAAGUUGGAUAUCUGACAUUAUUGUGGUGGUGUCUCCCGAAAAUAUUGAAACAAUGAAGACUAUCAUUCAGAAAUAUGGCCACAAAAGAGUUACAGUAGUAAAAGGUGGAAUAACACGUCACCGAUCAAUUUUUAAUGGACUGAAAGUAUUUGCAGAGGAUGAGUUUUCCAAAUAUCUGCUCCAGAAACCAGAAGUAGUGGUUAUCCAUGAUGCUGUGAGGCCAUUUGUUGAAGAAGAUAUUCUGUUAGAAGUGGUUAUGGCUGCUAAAGAACAUGGGGCAGCAGGAGCAAUUCGUCCUCUGGUGUCUACUGUUAUUGCUUCUUCUGCAGAUGGCUGUUUAGACCACUCAUUGGAACGUGCCCGGUAUAGAGCAAGUGAAAUGCCUCAGGCUUUCUUAUUUGAUAUAAUCUACCAAGCAUACCAACAGUGUACUGACUAUGACCUGGAUUAUGGAACUGAAUGUUUGCAUCUGGCUCUGAAAUAUGGUAAAACAAAGGCCAAACUUAUUGAAGGAACAGCUGACCUCUGGAAGGUGACCUACAAGCGGGAUCUGUAUGCAGCUGAAUCGAUUAUUAAGGACAACCUAUCACAACAAGUUGGUGUUAUUACUGAUGUGAAGGAAGAUGUGGUGCAAGUUGGUUUGCUCCUUCAUGAAUCUCUGAAAAGCCAAAUACAAGUUGAAGCUAUAUCAAUAUCUCUAUGCCAAAAUGAAAGCCAUCUACAGAACAUGUUUUCAGGACGGUGCUACAAUUUUAUUUACAUACACGAUAAACAACCUGCAUUUCAAGAAACCCAUCUACUAGUGGAUAUGUUGGAAAAAUCAAAUAUUACUCUCUUAUAUCCAGUUAUUCUUAUUUCGGUGCACUUGAAUAGUUCAGAAAAUAUUUCUUUCAGCAUUGGGAUGGAAGAACUAACUAGGAACAAGAAAUUUGCAAGGGAAGUGAAAAAGAAAAAUAUUUGGGUUUAUGAUCUCCUUAUCCAUUACAAGGACUGUUUGCCACUUCAGGAGGCAGUAAAUUCUGCUGCUGCUCUUAUCAUGGCAUUAAUAAAGGACAGAAACCCUGAGCUGAUUGGUCAGCUGUUGGUAGCAUAAGAUCCUAAAUCACAUGUAGCUUUUGGAAAUGUUUCUUUUUCAUCAUGCAUUCACCAAAGGUCUUGAAACAUAUUUUACCCUUUGAUGAAAACUCUGGAUUUAUGACAUUUACUAUUAAGAUGUUCUAAUAACAUAUUUUUGAUACUUAAAAUGCAAGUCUGAUGUUUUGUAUAUAAGUGUAAAAUGAAAUAUAAAUCAUUCUGAGAUGCACUAGAUACAUACUUUGAGGAAUAACACCGAAACAUUUGUUUGUGAGAUACCGAUCAUUUAAAAAAGUGCACAGAGGACACCAAAGCAUUCAGUCUCUGUAUAGGAUUGUCUUUGAUGCAAUUGCAUGUGCGUGGUACUCUAGGACUGUAUUGUGAAGUUUUCUUUAAGUUAAAAUAAUACUAAAGCACAACUCUUGAUCCUUACAUGAAAGUAUUUUAAAAUUGCUGCUAUACCUAUUAGUGAAUGCAGCAUUUAUUGUACAGAAUAGCCUUUCUGACAUCAACGUAAACAUGCAUUGCAGUAAGAGUAGGCUCAGAUCUCUUCAUAAAAGGAAGAGUAACCUUGUAACAAUGAAGAGAUGUGCAUAUGGAUUUUGAAAUGCUACAGCCCAAUUUUCUGGAUAAGGUAUGCUCUGAGUGGAGCACUCCUUAGUUCUGCACUUCUAGUAUCGAGAUACCACCAUUCGGAACCUUCUCUGAUACUGCUGCUAAAGUAUUAUGCAUAUCCUUGGUGCAUGUGUGUGUGUGUGUGUAUGUGUAUGCAUGUAUGUACAUGUGCUUAGGGAGAAGAGAGAAGACCAAAAAAUAUUUUCCAGCAUAAUCUGUAGGUCGUGGAGAAGUAAGAAGAUUCUGUUGUUCCUUUCUGCUACAGGAUUGCAGUUUUCAUCUCUUGCUGGUUAGUGUGUAUGGAAGAAAACUGAGUGUUGCAAGUUCAAAUAUACACUACCUUGAUAUUUAAGUGUUCAGGUUGGGACAGGAGGUUUAAAAUGGUGAAUGGUUAUUAUGUUGAGUAUUUCCAGGUAUUACAACUGCUAAAAGCAAUGCAAGAUUUCUGAAAGCAGGACAGUCCCUGAAAGCAACUGUCUCUCCCUGUGCAUCAGAUUCUUGGGAAAUUGCUGCAUUUCUGCAGCUUGCAAAGGGGCUAGGUUAAUGCCUUAAGUACCUGCAGUGAUGGGAACAGGGACUUAGUGAAAUAUUCCCACCAUGAGUGUCUCAUUCUGUCUAUACAGGGAGAGAGAGCUACCAGUUCAAGACGUUUCUCUCUGAAACCAGUCAUACCAGCUGUCUGACCACUCACUGCCUUGUUCUCAUGAGUACAGUUUCUCAAAUCUGGUAGUUAGGCACAAGGGCAUGACACUGGAGAAUUCACUGACUACAUCCUCAUGGGUCCUAGAUGUAGAAUGUAAUUUAGCCAGUCUUAGCCAGAAAAAAGAAAUAGGCAGACCAAGUAAAGCAGAGAAUGUCUAGCUUAAUGGCAUUCAGGAUGGAUCCUUCUCUAUGCGAGGCAGAUGUUCAAAAACCCAUCUUAAGUAAAGCUUCUAGUUUUGGUUAAGAAAUUUUUCUCUCUCCAUUAUCUAGCAGUGGCUGUGCAAAGUUCUUUCCUGCAGCUCAGCUCUUCAAGAGGACAGAGUGAGAAGAGCUUGGAGUGUUGUGGUUCAAUAACACAGGGUCUUUUGUGGCAGUACAAACUGAAAGAGUUCCCCAUCUUCUAGCCCUACCAUGUUCCUCUCCCUUUGAUGCUCAGACAAAACUUAGUGAGGAGUAAGAUGAUCCAGGGUUGGUUUCUCUGUUUUGCUUUGCUCUGCUCUGCUCCCCUCUCCUCUUCCUUUCUUUUUUUCAUUCUUUCUCUCUCACUUUCUCCCAUUCUCUCUUCCCCCUUCUCUCUUUUUCUCUCUCUCUCUGUCUCUCUUUCUUGCCUUUUAUCUCUCUCUCGCUUUUUCACUUCUGCUCACUUUCUCUCUCUUUCUCUCUCUCUCUCUCUUUCUCCCUUUUUUCAGCCUUAUUUUAAGCCUGGAUCAGUUCCUGCAAUUGCCCUAUCAACACAGAAGGCAGCGUUGACAGUGGCAGUAAAAAGUGGUCCAGGAUAAAAUAAGUGCUCCUUAACUGCUUAAGAAUGGCUUAUUAACUUUUGCUGAGGCACUAUCUGUAUCUGUUUUAAAUCUUGUUAAGAAGCUGCUGUUGAUCCCAAACUUCCUUCAUUACAAGAUACAAUACAGAGUUGUUAGCUCUCUGUUCUGUAUCCAAAGCACACAUUUUAUUCCACACAGAAAUCAUGCUAAUACAACUAACAAAGUUCUCAUGCGUCAUCUGUUUCCUUCAUUGCUUCUCUCUCCUCUCUGUUUUGAUUAAUAGUUUGUCCUUUCCUGACAUUGUACAACAUAAGCAUUUGUAUUAGCUUUGUGUGUGGCUAUACAAUAGGCAUAUUUUAUUGGUAUUUAUUCAUGCCUGUUCAUAUGCAAAGUGGUCAAAUAAAUGAGGAACUCUGAAUUUAUUGUUAGCAUUCAUAUUUUAACAGGACAACUCUUACAGAUAAAUUUCCGGAAUUCACUUUUACAUUAAUAAAUUGAGUUUGAUGAAGGAAUUUGUCUCACAAGCUUCUAAAGACAUGAUGCAAGAUAUUUCUUUGAUUAUUGUAUUCUGUGAUUCUUCUAGACUUUAAGACUAAAAUACUAUGCAUGAGGGGUUUUCCCCACAGAAUAAUAAAGUGAAAUUGUAAAAUCCUUCAUGUUUUCUGUCUACUUUAAUAUAUGCAUUGUGCUACAGACUUAGCAUUGGAUUGUGCACAGCUUGCCCUUUGCUUAAUAAACAGAACCUUUUA